Molecule: messenger RNA, 692 nt
Organism: Laetiporus sulphureus 93-53
Lineage: Eukaryota; Fungi; Basidiomycota; Agaricomycetes; Polyporales; Laetiporaceae
Exons: 4
Coding region: 203-601 (132 amino acids)
Source: RefSeq, a predicted model, not a curated record
UAAGUGCGAAGAAGAAGACAAGGCGCGUCGCGGUUGACUUUAGAGUAGGCGCCUAUCUCGGAGGCUCGCGCCCACGCAUGGACCUCGUGGCCAUUGCCCACCAUUUUCGACGAUAGCUGGAGUUAGCCAAGCAUUUCUGCUGUUAUUGUGUCUCCCUUUCCAAGCCCGAGACUUGAUUUCUAAACAAAGGCCAUGUCCGGAGAUGAGGCAUCUGCAAGGUAGCCACCUUUCUGUGGCGUCGCUUGUGCGUGAAGGCCAAGGAAAAAGAAAGAAAGAACGUGCGGCACGAACAUGUUAUUUGGUGCCAACGCGCCAGCGACCGUUAUGCAAUACACGUCUAAUUGCGUGCACUCGUAAACUGGAAGAAAAGAUUCUGACAUCCUGCAUAAUCCUGCACCGCAGCAUUCGCAUUUUUAUCCGCUAUCCACUCGAGGUACCAUACUUUUCCGUGCUCCAUUUACUUCCUGGCCAGAUCUUCCUCUCAUUCCUUUGCCGGUUCGCUCUUGACAUGCCAUGCCAUGGCGCCAGAUGCAAGGAGCCUCCACGGACUUGCUUCAUAUCCCCGCUCCCUCCAAUUGGACUCCUCGCCUCCCCCUCUUAAGCGGGUACUGUGUGGUCCCGAUCACAUCCUAGCGAUCUUUGGGGCAGUCCAGCUUGUCCGUGUCGCCGAUGGUAUCUCCUCUCGCAAGCUG